AUGUAUCUACUUUCAGAUUUAAGAGACGCGAUUGGGUGGAAUCGUUUCAAUCUGCGUAUAGUUGGCAUCUGGCCGGAGCCGGCGAUGCUGCACGAACGUAUAGCAGAUCUUCGUGCAUUCGCGUCCGUCUUGUUUAUAAUGAUCUUUGCCACCAUAUGGCAAAGCGUGGAUCUGUUUAUGGUGAACAACGACCUCAGUCAGAUCACGUCGAUCUUGUCGCUGGCCAACAUACCAGCAUAUAAUUCGGCCAUUAAAUUACUUUUCGUCUGGUAUUAUAGAAAAGAUCUUCAACCGCUUAUGAAAUCAUUUUACGACGACUGGCACGCUCCGAAGACCGAGGAUGAAAGAAAGACGAUGGUGGACAGCGCUAAGCUCUGCAAAAAUUUAUCUAUCUGGUGCACCGUUUUGACACAAUCAAUGCUAGUCGCAUACGUCGGCACUCGGUCGUUCGCGAUAGCCACGUGCGACGUAAACGCGGUGCAAGAAGACCAUUUGACCAUCUAUCCGGCCUACUAUCCGUUCGACAUGCGACGAACGCCGUUUAGGGUGGCCGCAAACGUGGGCCAAGUAAUCGCUGCCUACUGCGCUCUCAUUCCGUACACUGCCGUUGACAUUUUCAUAGCCACCCUCGUGUUGCACACGUGCGGUCAGUUCACGAAUCUGAACAAAAGGCUGGCAAAGCUGAUGGAUGGCCGAAACGGGAUCAGAAAAUCCAGCGACAUCCGGGAGGAACUGGCUUCUAUAGUGAAGCGACACGAGCACUUGAACUGGGUUGCCGGAAGAAUUGACGGAUGCUUUAGCUUGCUGCUAUUCGUGCAGAUGCUACUCAGUACCGUCGAAAUAUGUUUCCAAGGAUUUCUAUUCUUCAAUGUGAUACUUAAAAGCAACGAUGGCAUGCUAAACUUUCAAAUGCUGUUUUUCGUGCUUUUCAUAUCGUUUAUUAUAGUGCAUAUGUACGUUUAUUGUUACGUGGGUGAAUUACUUCGUGUCCAAAGUAGCAACAUGGCUAUCGCUGCCUACGACACCAACUGGUACAACGUAGCACCGCCAGAAGCCAAAUGCCUUAUAUUCAUCAUGCUAAGAUCUAUGCGACCACUUUGUCUGACUGCAGGCAAAUUCGGUAUUUUUUCCAUGGAAAUGUUUAGCACCAUCCUAAGAACAGCGAUGGGCUAUCUGUCGGUACUCGUCACAGUGUCGAGCUUCGACGACUGAUCGCAUCCGUUGAACGCGAUCCCAGAGUCCCGUAGUUUGAAUCACUACGAUGCUAUUUACAAAAGUUCACUAACCCUCGCACGCAUUUACAAUGUUAGCUAUUGGCUCGGGUCUCUCUCUCUCUCUCUCUCUCUCUCCCUCUCUCUCUCUGCGCGAUGACAAACGAGAGUUCCCCUGGCAAAAACUGACCACCGAACUUUUAGUUCCACGCGCAUGUAUCUCUCCGUCCUUCGGGCCGUGCGGAAAGAGUUUUCGAAUAACAGGGUAGACCUCCUGGCGAACUUUCAGAUUGUGGCGAUUAGAACUUCCUAUCGGGGAAACGUUUUCGUGCGAGAGGCACGCGAAUGCGUAAUGAAGGUCAUCCCUGGUAACGGGUUACGCGCAAUCCGGCAGUUCAGUUCACGAAGUAUCCUUGGACAGUAACAAACCGCGGAUAGAUAGUAGAAAUCGUUCGAACACGUUUUAAACUUUAAAAAAAGGAGGAUCCUCUUCGUUGCGUUCGAAUUUAAUAAAACGUUCACCGAGAGCUGCCUUCUAUGAGACGAAUUUUUCAAAUAAAGCAUAGCUAAUUUCCUAUCGUGGGAUACUACAGUGUCGUUGUCGUUUCAUAGUCUUAGCAGGAUGGCUUCCCGAGCGUUGACGGAUUGUUCAUUGUUGUAUUAAUGGAAUAAUCUUGAUUAUCGUUUCGAGCAUUGAGAACAGUAAAAUCGAUUUAAUAUA
Molecule: messenger RNA, 1932 nt
Organism: Megalopta genalis
Lineage: Eukaryota; Metazoa; Arthropoda; Insecta; Hymenoptera; Halictidae
Source: RefSeq, a predicted model, not a curated record